AUGUGUCCUGAAGCAGAUGCCAAGACCACUGUGGGGGAUAGUUCUCAUGACAACAGUUCAGUCGGAACUCAAGCAAAGCCUCCCAGAAAAGGGUUUUGGUCAGUCCGACAUGGGCUGGCUUUCAUGCUGCAUAUCUGUAAUUUUUCAAUGUACACCCAACAAUUGCACCUGAACAUUGCCAUCACAGCCAUGGUGAACCAGACAGCCCUGGAGAGCCAGCCCAAUGCCUCUGUGGAUGCCCAGGACGACUGGACUACAACUCAGGAAGAAGUCCAGGCAAGAGUUCCUACAUAUGACUGGAAUCCUGAAAUCAAGGGCAUCAUCCUCAGCUCCCACAACUAUGGCUCAAUCUUCGCUCCACUUCCUGUUGGCUAUGUGGCUGGAGUAUUUGGAGCCAAGUACGUGGUUGGUGCUGGGUUGUUUCUUACCUCAUUCCUGACCUUCUUCAUUCCAUUGUCAGCUGAUGCUGGAGUGGCUGCGCUCAUUGUCGUACGUGUUAUUCAAGGCUUAUCUCAGGAUAUGGUUUUGACAGGUCAGUAUUCCAUUUGGGUCCGAUGGGCUCCCCCACUGGAAAGGAGUCAACUCAUCAGCAUUGCUACAUCAGGAGCAAUGCUGGGAAGCUUUCUAGUAUACCUUGUGGGUGGUUUCAUUUGCCAGAGCAUAGGAUGGCCUUACGUCUUCUAUAUCUUUGGUGGAAUUGGGUGUGUCUGUUGUCUUCUCUGGUUUCCUCUUGCUUAUGAUGACCCUGAGCAUCAUCCCUUUAUCAGUGCUGAUGAGAAGAGAUACAUCACAUGUUCACUGGCUCAUCAGGAUAACUCACCAGGCUGGUCUCUUCCCAUUAAAUCUAUGAUCAAAUCUCUACCACUCUGGGCCAUCUUAGUAUCCUAUAUUUGUCAAUAUUUUACCACUAAAAUGAUAUUGGCAUACAUGCCAACAUACAUCAACUCUGUGCUUCAAAUCAAUGUCAGAGAUAGUGGGAUCCUGUCGUCACUGCCAUUUAUUGCUACCUGGAUCACUAUGAUGCUUGGAGGCCUCUUGGCUGAUUUUCUCCUCUCCAGAAAAAUUUUCAGACUUGUCACCAUCAGGAAAAUCUUUAAUGCUAUAGGGAUUCUUGGCUCAUCUGCACUCUUCAUUCCUCUGCACUGGGUCAGAUUCAGCCGGAGUACCACUAUAGUCUUCUUGGUGUUAGCUACUGCCUUCACUGGCUUCAAUCAAUCAGGAGCCCUUGUGAACUUCAUAGACGUUGCUCCUCGGUACACCAGCUUUCUCAAGGGAUUCUUUCAAAUGUUUGUGUUCAUAGAUGGAGCCAUUGCUCCCACCAUUGGUGGAAUUUUAAUCAAUCAGGAUUCAGUAUUGGGUUGGAGAAACAUCUUCCUCAUUGUAUCUUCCGUUAACACAUUUGGCUUGAUUGUCUACCUCAUCCUUGGCCAAGCACAUGAGCAGGACUGGGCUAAAGAAGAGACAGUCACUCACUUGUGA
Messenger RNA from Ochotona curzoniae (black-lipped pika), 1479 nucleotides. Its product is annotated as probable small intestine urate exporter. The record is from RefSeq and is a predicted model, not a curated record. Gene Ontology annotation, biological process: transmembrane transport; monoatomic anion transport. Bases 1 to 1479 code for a protein of 492 amino acids. The transcript has 11 exons. Lineage: Eukaryota; Metazoa; Chordata; Mammalia; Lagomorpha; Ochotonidae. Gene Ontology annotation, molecular function: transmembrane transporter activity.